AUGGCUCCCCCGACACCAUCUUCCCAUCGUCCGCGAAAGAAGAGAAAGUUCCUCUCUUCUCCCACAGGGUCGAAUAAUAACCUCAUCCUUGAGGAUGAGAGCGGGAAAUCAACUCCUGCAUUUCCUCUGGUCUCGUUUCUAUGGGCUGCUCGCGCUGGGGUAUCUCAAUGGCUUGUUCUGCCUUUGAUCCUGAUGGCAGUGGGCCUGUUUCGUUGGGCUGUCAGUCUAUGGGGUUACUCCGGCUUUCAAGUACCUCCGAUGCAUGGUGAUUUCGAAGCGCAGAGACACUGGAUGGAGCUUACCAUUCACCUCCCGAUGUCGAAAUGGUACCUCUACGAUUUGCAAUAUUGGGGACUUGAUUAUCCCCCCUUGACCGCAUAUCACAGCUGGCUGCUUGGAAAGAUUGGAAGCAUAAUUGAUCCCUCAUGGUUCGCCUUGGAUGCGUCGCGUGGCUUCGAAGAUCCCCGCUUGAAGGUGUUCAUGCGAGGAACUGUCGUUGCUUCCGAAUAUCUUGUCUACAUUCCGGCUGUCGUGAACUUCCUUCGCCGUUAUACUCGGAUGCAUGGCGUACCGGUCUGGUCCACCUCGAUUGCCCUGGUUGCGAUCCUCAUGCAACCAGCUACCAUGCUUAUCGAUCAUGGCCAUUUCCAGUACAACACUGUGAUGCUGGGUCUUGUUGUCGCGAGCCUGGACGCUAUACUAGCUGGACGCAUGCUCUGGGCAUGUCUCUUCUUCGUCGGUGCUCUGGGUUUCAAGCAGAUGGCGCUCUAUUACGCCCCGGUUAUGUUCGCCUUUCUGCUCGGCAUCUGCACCUUCCCCCGAAUCCGGAUUCUUCGUCUUCUGAGCAUAGCCAUCAUCACACUUCUUGCGUUCGCAUUAUUGUUCGCUCCAAUGCUUGUAGCGGUGACUAGUACUGGAACCCGAGAUUAUCUAAGUGCUGCUCCGCAGCCACCUCUGCUUCAAGCUUUCCCGAUCAAGCUGGAUAAAGACUCGGUGCUCUAUGCGCCCGUUUUCCAACUGGCGCAGGUAAUCCAUCGUGUGUUCCCUUUUGCCCGUGGGUUGUUUGAAGACAAGGUUGCCAACGCAUGGUGCGCAAUCCACACAUUCUACAAGCUUCACCGGUUUGAGGCUGGGCUUCUUCAACAAGUGUCGCUGGGCGCCACACUCGCCUCUAUUCUAGUUCCCUGCGCUAUUGUUUUCCGCCAUCCUCGAGCGUCACUGCUGCUUCCGGCGUUGGCAAGUGUCGCGUGGGGCUUCUUUUUGUUCUCCUUCCAGGUCCAUGAGAAGAGCGUAUUAUUGCCAUUACUCCCAAUGACACUUCUCCUUGCCAGCGAUGGUGGUCUGGCCAAGGAUACACGCGCGUGGGUUGGAUGGGCCAAUGUCCUUGGCUGCUGGACGAUGUAUCCCCUCCUCAAACGCGACGAGCUCCGAGUCCCAUACUUCGUCAUGACGGGUUUAUGGGCUUACCUUCUCGGUCUUCCCCCAACCUCAUUCGAGAUAUACCGCAGUCGAGCUUCCUCGGAUGAAUCGGGACAUGUCUCCGAACCUCAUAUCUUCACGAAACUCCUACAUUCCUGUUUUUAUCUCGCUAUGAUCACCUGGCAUGCUUUGGAGGCCUUUGUACCUCCGCCGCCUGGCAAGCCCGAUCUAUGGGUUGUUUUAAAUGUUCUCAUUGGUGCCGGUGGCUUUGGGAUUGCUUAUCUCUGGUGUAUGUGCAGACUCAUCACACGGUGUUGGCAGAUGGAGCGCAGGGUCGCUGAAGAGGAGAGCCGCAAGAAGAAACAGUGA
Messenger RNA from Aspergillus clavatus NRRL 1, 1788 nucleotides. RefSeq names its product dolichyl-P-Glc:Man(9)GlcNAc(2)-PP-dolichol alpha-1,3-glucosyltransferase ALG6. Gene Ontology annotation, cellular component: endoplasmic reticulum membrane. Bases 1 to 1788 code for a protein of 595 amino acids. NCBI's taxonomy places the organism in Eukaryota, Fungi, Ascomycota, Eurotiomycetes, Eurotiales, Aspergillaceae. The transcript is spliced from 3 exons. Gene Ontology annotation, molecular function: dolichyl pyrophosphate Man9GlcNAc2 alpha-1,3-glucosyltransferase activity. Gene Ontology annotation, biological process: protein N-linked glycosylation. The record is from RefSeq and is a predicted model, not a curated record.